Clonostachys byssicola is the source of this 204-nucleotide messenger RNA. NCBI's taxonomy places the organism in Eukaryota, Fungi, Ascomycota, Sordariomycetes, Hypocreales, Bionectriaceae. The record is from the annotation of a GenBank genome assembly.
AUGAAGUACAUCACGAUCGAGGGUCGUAACCCUGGCUUCUGUUGGGUCACCGUGAUCAGGCAAUUUGACGGCACCACCAUGGUGUUCGUCAUCGGCGAUGUUGAACUAGAAGCACAUUCCUUCUACGAGACCGACAUCGCAAAGAUGAAAUUCAUUACGAUCGAAGGUCGUAACUUCUGUUGGACCGCCGCGAUCAGCGAGUGA